Molecule: messenger RNA, 1557 nt
Organism: Dioscorea cayenensis subsp. rotundata (Guinea yam)
Lineage: Eukaryota; Viridiplantae; Streptophyta; Magnoliopsida; Dioscoreales; Dioscoreaceae
Product: tRNA (guanine(26)-N(2)/guanine(27)-N(2))-dimethyltransferase
Biological process (GO): tRNA N2-guanine methylation
Cellular component (GO): nucleus
Molecular function (GO): RNA binding
Source: RefSeq, a predicted model, not a curated record
AUGGCUUCCCUCUCUCUCCACCAAACCCUAUCGUCUCUCCCUCUCACCCCACAACUCCCAAACCCUAACCCUAACUCUAACCCUAGGUCCAGAUCCGUUCCUCUUAGGAAAACCCUAACCCUAAGCAACGCCAAGGAAUCCGAGCGCGGGAUCGAGUUCGAGACCGGCGAUUCCUUCUUCCGCCGAGAAAGCGCCAUCGGCCGUGACCUUGGGAUCCUCGCCGCCGUCAUCCAUGGUCGAAACCUCUCCCGUGGUCCCCGCGUCCUCGAUGCUAUGUGUGGAUGCGGAGUCCGAGCCCUCCGCUACCUCUCUCAGGCCGGUGCCGGCUUCGUUUGGGCCAACGACGCCUAUGACGGUUCCCGUGGUCUUAUCCUCUCCAAUCUCGGUAGCGAGCCUAGGUUCUCUCCGGACGGGGAGAGGAGGUGGGUUGUCACCCAUUUGGACGCGAAUAGGGUUUUGUUUGAGAGUUAUCUGCAGAGAAAUUUCUUUGAUCUUGUGGAUGUGGACUCCUUUGGGAGCGAUUCUUCGUUCUUGAGGUCAUCGAUGAUGGCAUUGAAGAAGGGGGGGCUGUUGUAUGCGACCUCGACUGAUGGGUAUUCCUCUGGAGGACAUCGUCCUCAGCAUUCCUUAGCUUCAUAUGGGGCAUAUGUUCGUCCGAUGCCAUAUGCCAAUGAGGUUGGGUUGCGGCUGCUAAUUGGUGGGGCACUGCGAGAAGCAUCUGCCUUAGGCUUUCACAUUUCACCACUUUUCUCUUACUAUUCGUACCAUGGACCUGUUUUCAGAGUAAUGUUUAAAGUUGAUCAUGGAAUGCUUCAUGAGAACCUUCAUUACGGUUUUAUUAGCUACUGUCAUCAAUGUGGAAAUUCUCAAGCCUUUACUUGGGAAAAACUUGGCCAGAUUUGUUGUCCUUGCAACAAUGGAGGGGUCUCUCGUUCUGUGGUUGUGUCUGGUCCCCUAUGGACAGGACCUCUUCACAAUGCUGAUUAUCUGAAUGAAAUGUUGAAAUUAGCUGAAGAAUGGGGAUGGGCAUACACCAAACAAAAUGGGAUUGAUCUUCAGAAACUUCUCAAUCAAAUGAUUGAUGAAAGCAAUCCCCUACUUCCAUUUGGAUACAUCAAACUUGACGAGGUUGCCAGCCGAGCAAAAAUAAAUUCUCCACCAGUUUCAACCAUGAUAAAUGCUUUACAAAAGGAAGGCUAUGCUGCAACUAGGUCCCAUAUUGCACCCAAUGCAAUCAAAACAAACUGCCCUAUGGGUUCCUGUAUUCAAAUCGCCAAAGAACUCCGGCAUGCAAACUGAUCUUAUUACGCAGCCAGCUUAAGUAAGGUAAUUCUCUAUUGGUCAUGUGUUUGUUUUAGGUCCCCUGUUUGGAUUGGGCUGGAGGAAAAAAAGUGCUUUUUUUCUUUUUGAAAGUUUGGUAAAAUGAAUUUUUUUUUAAUUAAGAAGUGUUUUUUUUAAGUAAGUUCAGGUAUAAUAUGUUCCUUCAUUCAUAUCAACCAAUGUAACACUCAAAUUGUGUGAUUUGGAGGUGAUUAUUAAAUAUUUUUUAUAGAUCAA